AUGGGGAGGUUUCGGACACUCGCAGUGAAUGAUUCUGGUGUCCUUGGGAUCGAGAGUCUGGCAAACACGCCCAUUUGGAUGUCGCGCAUAGUCCUUACAGUAAGAGGCAUGACCAACUUCCUUCCAGCACAGUGGAUCACCACAAAGCUUGUUGGCGGCAACAUUGGUGACUGUAACCGCAAUAAGAGCAAGAUAGCGGGCGAACAUCGUGAAUGCCGGUGCAAAGGAUAA
Perkinsus marinus ATCC 50983 is the source of this 231-nucleotide messenger RNA. RefSeq lists its product as hypothetical. NCBI's taxonomy places the organism in Eukaryota, Perkinsozoa, Perkinsida, Perkinsidae. Bases 1 to 231 code for a protein of 76 amino acids. The transcript is spliced from 2 exons. The record is from RefSeq and is a predicted model, not a curated record.